Messenger RNA from Poecile atricapillus (Black-capped chickadee), 2034 nucleotides. It is a transcript of the gene TBR1, whose product is annotated as T-box brain transcription factor 1. The record is from RefSeq and is a predicted model, not a curated record. NCBI's taxonomy places the organism in Eukaryota, Metazoa, Chordata, Aves, Passeriformes, Paridae. Gene Ontology annotation, molecular function: RNA polymerase II cis-regulatory region sequence-specific DNA binding; DNA-binding transcription factor activity, RNA polymerase II-specific. Gene Ontology annotation, cellular component: nucleus. The transcript has 6 exons. Bases 1 to 2034 code for a protein of 677 amino acids. Gene Ontology annotation, biological process: commitment of neuronal cell to specific neuron type in forebrain; cell fate specification; regulation of transcription by RNA polymerase II.
AUGCAGCUGGAGCAUUGUCUUUCUCCCUCUAUCAUGCUCUCCAAGAAAUUUCUCAAUGUGAGCAGCAGUUACCCACAUGCAGGCGGAUCUGAGCUUGCCUUGCAUGAUCAUCCCAUUAUCUCGACCACUGACAACCUGGAGAGAAGUUCACCUUUGAAAAAAAUUACCAGGGGGAUGACGAAUCAGUCAGAUACAGACAAUUUUCCUGACUCCAAGGACACACCAGGGGACGUCCAGAGAAAUAAACUCUCUCCCGUCUUGGACGGGGUCUCUGAGCUUCGUCACAGUUUCGAUGGAUCUGCUGCAGAUCGCUAUCUGCUCUCUCAGUCCAGCCAGCCCCAGUCUGCUGCCUCUGCUCCUAGUACCAUGUUCCCUUAUCCCAGCCAGCAUGGACCUGCACACCCAGCCUUCUCCAUCGCCAGCCCCAGCCGCUACAUGGCUCAUCAUCCUGUGAUCACCAACGGAGCUUAUAACAGCCUCCUGUCCAACUCUUCUCCGCAAGGCUACCCCACGGCGGGCUACCCGUACCCCCAGCAGUAUGGCCAUUCCUAUCAAGGGGCACCUUUCUACCAGUUCUCCUCCACCCAGCCGGGGCUGGUUCCCGGCAAGGCUCAGGUCUACCUGUGCAACAGGCCACUCUGGCUGAAAUUUCACCGGCACCAGACGGAGAUGAUCAUCACGAAGCAGGGAAGGCGCAUGUUCCCUUUCCUAAGCUUUAAUAUUUCUGGUCUCGACCCUACGGCUCACUACAAUAUUUUUGUGGAUGUAAUUUUGGCGGAUCCCAAUCACUGGAGAUUUCAGGGAGGCAAAUGGGUUCCUUGCGGCAAGGCGGACACCAAUGUACAAGGAAACCGGGUGUAUAUGCAUCCCGACUCCCCCAACACGGGAGCCCACUGGAUGCGUCAGGAAAUCUCCUUUGGGAAACUAAAACUUACAAACAAUAAAGGAGCAUCAAACAACAACGGGCAGAUGGUGGUUUUGCAGUCCCUUCACAAGUACCAACCUCGCUUGCAUGUCGUGGAGGUGAACGAAGACGGGACGGAGGACACCAACCAGCCGGGCAGAGUGCAGACGUUCACAUUUCCCGAGACGCAGUUCAUUGCCGUCACCGCCUACCAAAACACCGAUAUCACACAGCUGAAAAUAGAUCACAACCCUUUCGCAAAAGGAUUCCGAGACAAUUAUGACACGAUCUACACGGGCUGCGACAUGGACCGGCUGACGCCUUCCCCCAACGAUUCGCCCCGCUCGCAGAUCGUGCCCGGAGCCCGCUACGCCAUGGCCGGCUCCUUCCUCCAGGACCAGUUCGUGAGUAACUACGCCAAGUCCCGCUUCCACCCCGGGGCAGGAGCCGGCCCGGGGCCCGGCGCCGACCGCAGCGUGCCCCACACCAACGGGCUGCUCUCCCCACAGCAAGCCGAGGACCCGGGGGCCCCCUCGCCGCAGCGCUGGUUCGUCGCCCCCGCCAACAACCGCCUCGACUUCGCCGCCUCCGCCUACGACACGGCCACCGACUUCGCCGGCAACGCGGCCACGCUGCUGUCCUACGCGGCCGCGGGCGUCAAGGCGCUGCCGCUGCAGGCGGCCGGCUGCGCCGGGCGGCCGCUGGGCUACUACGCAGACCCCUCGGGCUGGGGGGCCCGCAGCCCCCCGCAGUACUGCAGCAAGUCGGGCUCCGUGCUCUCCUGCUGGCCCAACAGUGCGGCGGCGGCGCGCAUGGCCGCCGGCAACCCCUACCUGGGGGAGGAGGCGGAGAGCCUGGCCCCCGAGCGGUCCCCUUUGCCGGGCGCCGAGGACUCCAAGCCCAAAGAUUUGUCCGACUCCAGCUGGAUCGAGACACCGUCGUCCAUUAAGUCCAUCGACUCCUCCGAUUCUGGGAUUUACGAGCAGGCCAAAAGGAGGCGGAUCUCCCCCUCGGACACCCCGGUGUCCGAGAGCUCCUCGCCCCUCAAGAGCGAGGUGCUUACCCAGCGGGACUGCGAAAAGACCUGCGCCAAGGACAUCGGCUAUUACGGCUUCUACUCGCACAGCUAG